AUGAGUUGCCUCGCUACCCGCUCUGUUUUGCCUCUCGGCCGCCGUCUCAUCACUAGCCGCGCUCGCCUUAGUACCGCCGCGCUUGGCUCACUCGACAUUGGAUCCGGCAAUGGCAUGUCCAUGCCGCCUGGUUUCAAUAUCGACGUCGCUCGCCAGCCCAACAAGCAGCCUAGGAUCCAAUCACCGAGCAGGAUCGCUACCGUCGCCGACAAAAUCCAUGCUCGCGAUGAUUUGGGCAAGACCAUGCCACCCAGUUUCAAUGCCCAAGUCGCCCACCUCGACACCUUUGAACUCCCAGAGAAGAUCACAGGCUCUGCUAGCGACCGCGCACUUGGCAAGGCCAUCAUUGACACUUGGCGCUACGAGGGAAUCAUCCAAAUCGCCCAGAGCGAUCUGCAGAAGAAGCUAUGGAACGACGCCAAGGCCGCCAGCAAGCGUUUCUUCCGGAAGCCUGCGGCCGAGAAGGCGGCUUGUGUGGACUCGCAGAGUUAUGCCGGCUAUAUUGCAUCCGGCGAGGAGGUGACGGACGGCAUCGCUGACUACUCGGAGAUUUUCACCAUCACCAAGGAUCUCGACCUGGAGGAGCCGCGCGUCCGGGCAAAGUGGCCCUGCCACGGCCCUUGCCCCUGGCCUGAUGUGGAAAUGAAGGAGCCCAUGAUGCGAUACGUCGACAACCUAGGGCUCGAGGGCGAGAAGAUCCUCCAGUUGGCCGAGUUUGGUCUGGGUGUUGCUCCCGGUACACUCACACAGUACACCCGUGAUGGUUGGCAUCAUACAAGGGUCCUUCGUUUCCCACCCCGCAACGCUACCAACGGAAAGGGCAAGGAAGGCCGAGGCAUCGGCUCGCACACGGAUUACGGCCUGCUCGUCAUCGCCGCUCAGGACGACGUUGGUGGUCUCUUCAUCCGCCGCCCUCGGGACGACGAGAAGUUUGCAAACUGGCAGAAAUCCGCCGCCGGCCAUAAGGAGGACGCAGACGGGUGGUUCUACAUCCCGCCCGUUGAAGGGGUGCACACAGUCAUCCUUGGCGAUAUGAUGCAGUACCUGACGAACAACUACCUGACUGCGACGCCGCACAAGGUGGGACUCAAUACUCGCGAGCGUUUCGUUAUGGCUUACUUCCAUGAGCCUUCCUUCCAAGCUGUCAUCAAGCCUAUCAACGAGGGUUGCGGUGGCAUGCGGACCGCCCCUGAGCAGACCGAGGAGGGCGUCCAUUACGGCACCCACUUCACCAACAUGUUCAUGCGCAACUAUCCAGAUCGCAUCACCACCAAGAGGCUGUUGGCAGAGAACCGCUACGCGAAGCUGUCGAAGCCGGAGUUGAGGACCUUGGAUGUCAUGCCCGCGCCUGAGCUCGAUUGA
Molecule: messenger RNA, 1362 nt
Organism: Neurospora hispaniola
Lineage: Eukaryota; Fungi; Ascomycota; Sordariomycetes; Sordariales; Sordariaceae
Product: putative ethylene-forming enzyme
Exons: 2
Coding region: 1-1362 (453 amino acids)
Molecular function (GO): 2-oxoglutarate-dependent dioxygenase activity
Source: RefSeq, a predicted model, not a curated record